AUCCAUAAAAAUCCUAAACUCUGUCUCAUAACUCUGAAUUUACCUUUCAUAACUCUUGUAUUAUUAAAUCAGCUUAUUAUUAGAUUAUUAUAGUAUGGUAACUAAUAAUAAUGUACAUUCGAUUCGGCUUCCUAUAAACUAUAAAAGUGAAAAAAUUAUCAAUGUUUUGGGUUUCAUGUUCUGACGUUUAUUGUUACAUUCCUUUUGUGCACGUGUGCCUUGUAAAUGUUGUAAACAUUUACUAUACAUAUGGAAAUAGCAGAAUAAUAAAAAUGACUGAUGAAACGCAAAGUAAAGUCUUAUCAAUUGUAGCAAACAUUGUAAAUAGCAGGGAAAACAAGGAUGUUACAGAAAAUAGGGAUACACAAGGUAACGAGCCAUCAAAGUCCCAGAAGAAAAAUAAGACAGAAUCUACUAUAAAAGGUCGUCCUAAAUCAGGAAAGUUCUGGAAAUCUAGCAGAGAACGAUUUUCAUCAAUAAAUAAAACAAAAGGCCUCAAACAAGAUUUCGAAAAGAAAACAGCCUUGCGCUUAGAACUCAAAAGAACGAAAGAGUUAUCAAGGCAAGUUAUGGAGCAAUUGAAAGAGAAAGAAGUAAAACGUAAAGAACGAAGACGAGAAAAUCUGAAGAAGGCUGAAGAAAAUAGGCGAAAAGCAGAAGUUGUUCAAGUUAUAACAAAUACAGCAAAACUAAAGCGCAUGAGGAAAAAACAACUGAGAUUUAUCGAAAAGAGGGAUACUAACAAAGAAAUUGAAUCUAAUAAAUAAAUCAUUUGAUUAAU
Messenger RNA from Manduca sexta (tobacco hornworm), 781 nucleotides. RefSeq names its product coiled-coil domain-containing protein 86. The record is from RefSeq and is a predicted model, not a curated record. NCBI's taxonomy places the organism in Eukaryota, Metazoa, Arthropoda, Insecta, Lepidoptera, Sphingidae. Gene Ontology annotation, cellular component: nucleolus.